Messenger RNA from Vigna unguiculata (cowpea), 1644 nucleotides. Its product is annotated as serine carboxypeptidase-like. Gene Ontology annotation, molecular function: serine-type carboxypeptidase activity. Gene Ontology annotation, biological process: proteolysis. Lineage: Eukaryota; Viridiplantae; Streptophyta; Magnoliopsida; Fabales; Fabaceae. Gene Ontology annotation, cellular component: vacuole. The record is from RefSeq and is a predicted model, not a curated record.
AAACAGUUUCCACAUACUCAAACAACAUGGUUCCAUCACCAACGUUAACCCUCUCCAAAGUGUUUCUGUCUCUUGUUCUCCUUUUCUUCGCGUCACUUUCUUCUUCCUAUGCAACUUCUCGUCUCACCCAUGACCCUGUAAACUCACAUCAAUCACCAGCACAAAAGCUCAUAAGAAGCUUCAACCUUUCCCCAAAGGACCCAGUAAACAUUCUCAAAGGUGACGGUGAAGGUUUUGUUUCAGGGAAGAUCGUGGAGAAGAAGUUCUCGUUUUUCGGUGAUUCUGGACCUUCUAUUGAAGAUCUUGGUCACCAUGCAGGUUACUAUUCACUUCCCAGUUCCAAAGCUGCAAGGAUGUUCUACUUUUUCUUUGAGUCAAGGAAAAGCAAGGAUGAUCCCGUUGUGAUAUGGUUAACUGGAGGACCAGGUUGUGGCAGUGAAUUGGCUUUGUUUUAUGAGAAUGGCCCUUUUCAUAUUACCAAUAAUUUGUCUCUUUCAUGGAAUGAUUAUGGUUGGGAUCAGGCAUCAAACAUUUUAUUUGUUGACCAACCUACGGGUACAGGGUUUAGUUACACUUUUGAUGACAGUGACAUUCGUCAUGAUGAAACUGGCGUUAGCAAUGAUUUAUAUAACUUUUUGCAGGAGUUUUUCAAGGCACAUCCUGAGUUCAUUAAGAAUGACUUUUAUAUAACUGGGGAAUCAUAUGCUGGACACUAUGUUCCUGCUCUUGCAUCCCGUGUUAACCAAGGAAACAAAGAAAAUCAAGGAAUUCAUAUAAACCUUAAGGGUUUUGCAAUUGGUAAUGGGUUAACAAAUCCUGCAAUUCAGUACCAAGCAUACCCAGAUUUUGCAUUAGAUAAUGGAAUUAUCACAAAGGCUGAUCAUGAUGAUAUAAGCAAGUCAAUUCCUGAAUGUGAACAAGCUGCUAAAACUUGCGAAACUCAAGGUGGAAAAAGUUGUGAUAAUGCAUUGAAUACUUGUAAUAACAUAUUCGACAGUAUAUUGUCCAUUGCCGGGGGCAUUAACUACUAUGACAUCAGAAAAAAGUGUGUGGGGGAACUGUGCUAUGAUUUCAGCGACUUGGAGAAGCUGCUAAACCUGCCGAAAGUGAAGAGUGCUUUAGGUGUGGGGGGUGACUUGAAGUUUGUUUCAUGCAGUUCAACAGUGUACAAUGCUAUGCUUCAAGAUUGGAUGAAAAAUCUUGAAGUGGGGAUUCCUACUCUUCUUGAAGAAGGAAUCAAGGUACUUGUGUAUGCAGGGGAAAAAGAUCUCAUAUGCAACUGGUUAGGAAACUCAAGGUGGGUUCAUGCAAUGCAGUGGUCAGGCCAAAAGGCGUUUGGAACAUCUCCUACAGUGAAAUUUGUUGUUGAUGGUGUAGAUGCAGGGUCUUUGAACAGCUAUGGACCUCUCUCUUUUCUCAAGGUAUAUGAGGCUGGGCAUUUGGUUCCCAUGGAUCAACCAAAAGCUGCACUUGAGAUGUUUAAAAGCUGGAUUGGAGGGAAACUGAACACUCAAAGAGAUAAUUAAUCUAUGUAGUCUUGUCAGAACCAAACACAUGAAUAUAUAGUCAUCAAAAUCAUUGUGUAAAUGACUUCGGGGUAUAAAUAAUAUUUGGAUUAUGGUAUUUAUAUUUUUUUUUUCGAAA